This is a messenger RNA of Harpegnathos saltator (Jerdon's jumping ant), 2055 nucleotides long. RefSeq names its product tipE homolog 2 phospholipid transfer protein (gene Teh2). The record is from RefSeq and is a predicted model, not a curated record. Gene Ontology annotation, molecular function: sodium channel regulator activity. The transcript is spliced from 4 exons. Gene Ontology annotation, biological process: regulation of sodium ion transport. Bases 1042 to 1728 code for a protein of 228 amino acids. Lineage: Eukaryota; Metazoa; Arthropoda; Insecta; Hymenoptera; Formicidae. Gene Ontology annotation, cellular component: plasma membrane.
UAGAAAGAGGGCGAGAGCGAUUAGGUGGCACACCGAGGUCAAGAAGAAUUUAUCUACUCGCACUGCCUGCACCAAUACAAAAAAAGAAAAUACUCCCCGGAGCGUACACACACGCAUGCUUGUGUGGCACACGAGAGGGGAACGAUGUCACGAUAUCGAGCGUAACGAUUCAGCACGGUUCUCUCGUCGAAGAGGAGACACGAUACCGCCCGAGAGCGGGGGGGAUUUUUCUGAAAUUCGGCGCGUCUUUCACGUAUACUUAUACAUAAACACGCAUUCGUGACAUUCGUAGCUUUUAAGAGGUUCCCCUUUUUCUCAUUGAUUUGCCGUGACCAAUAGCUAGGAGUUUCUAAUAGCCGAGAGAAGGAGAGAGAGAGAGAGAGAGAGAGAGAGAGAGAGAGAGGUGCGCCUUGCCAAUGGAUGAUCGACUGGAGACUGGAGACGAGCUCUCGACAGGGUCGCCCACGUAACAUCGUCGUAACAUCACACUGUGCGUCUUCGUAAUCGCCAUGUGAGCGCGGAGCUCACGGCAUAACAACGACAUCGGCGCGAGUCUACGGCCUAUACGAGCUACUCGAAGAGGAAGAAGAAGAAGGAGAAGAAGAAGACCUCCGUUAUGAAGAAUCCUAACGUCUGAACGGUCUCUCGACGGUACUUCGAGUCUGCGACGUAGCCUUCUUCUGCGUUUGUGAGUUUCCCCUUCCGCACGAGUCUGGUCUCCUCGUCGCUCGACUCGUCCCGCUAGAUUGCUUCCUAGCCGAAUCGGUACUCUUCAAGAUCGCUCGAUCGGGGAGAUUGUUUUGUCGAGGAGAGGAUCAUCUGCAUUUGCGCGGUGCGGCCAUCGGAAACGACGAAGUCGUUCAGUCGCGUGAGCCGAAGUGACGCGCGACGGUGAGCGCGCAGGUCUUGAAGUCAAAGGGUGGUGAAGUCUCGGCCGCGGGAGUCGCGGCUGCCGGCAUCCUCCGGGAACUUUUCGAGCGUCGCCAAGAGGACCCUCGCGGUCCACCAACAGCCGCAACUAUUGAUUCCGACGAGUCAACGAUGAUAAUGGGGGUCCAGGUGGAGGAGUCAAAGAUCGGCGCCAUGCUGAAGAAGGCCAAGUUCUACACCUCCCUCUGCCUGGGCACCACGGCGAUCCUCGCGGUCUUCGGCUUUCUCUUUCUGAUCCCGUUCGUCGUCGAGCCGGCGAUAUCCACCAUAUUGGCGGACUUUUCGCCGCACGCGGUCGCCUGCGUCACCACGGACCACGUUUACGCGGAGGGUCUGAAGAACUGCUCGUGGUCGAGCUGCAGAGAAGGUUGCACCAGUGCGGCGCUUCGCUGCCAUCAGAUCAGAGUCAACUACACCAGGAUGCUGUUCGACGAGUUCAUGGCGAAGCCGCUGGGCUCGGUGCCGUGGGACGUCACCGACACCAAGUUCUUCGUCAACACGGAGGGAUGCGGCUACCCGCCCACGGUCAACUGUUCCGCCUUCGCGAAGCAGUACGCCUACAGGAACAUGGGGAAGGUAUUUCCCUGUUACUACAGCAGGACGUAUCCGGAGACGGUUGUCGCGAGAUACUCGUGGGACCAGAACCUCAGGCACUUGGUGUUGGCGCUGAUCGUGCCCAUCGUGGUGUUCAUCGCGACGGUCGGCAUGCUGUGCUACUGGUAUUGCCCGCCGAUAAGCAAGACCUGCGGCGGGCCAGGCCGCAACCUGAUCGACAAGUAUGCUAGAAAGGAAGAGUAAGUCAUCUUGGCAGAGGACGAGUUCGAGGAGGACGAAGAGGAAUACUGACUGCUACCAAGGGCACACCCCCCUGCGCGGGAGUGAUGCCAGAAACAUUAUCUCCGAAUGGCUCCAGCAUACUUUACCUUAUAAACCUAAGCGACCGAGCAUUAGCGCUUAAUGGAAGUUCGAGAGCGGAGAGCCGAGCAUAAACGCAGAGCAUCAAUAUCGCCGUUUCUUCACGGGCGUUCAUUCACUUGAGAUUAUCGCUUCACCCGCUACCUCCGACUUCUUUUGUCUUCUAAAUCUGCUCCGAAUCGUGCUUUCAAUAAACGGAACAUGCGCCUA